ACCGCAAAGUUCAAACGCUGUCCGGGCCAGGACUCAGUCCGGUCAAGGCUAUCAGAAUCACUCGUGUUACACUAGCUGAUUUGGCAAGAACGUAGUACAUUGUCACCGAUGCCUCCCCGAAGGUCUUCACGUUCGACUCGUGCAUCCGCUGAGCCUGCGCCAGCUGUGGUACCUACAUCCAGUGGUUCCAAACGCAAACGCGGCGUACCGUCAAGAGCAUCCCGGAGUACGCGUGCAUCCGCUCGAGGAGGGAAUUUGCGGGAGGUUGAGGAGGAAGAAGGUGAAGAGGAAGAAGGGCGCGAGGAGGACCAGGCAACUGAGGAAAGUGAGGCACCCAGGGCGCGUAAGAAGUCGCGAAAUUCUACAGAGAAAGACGAAGAGGAUGAGGAGGAAGUCGUGAGGGAGGAGGAAGAUGAAGAACCACCGAAGAAGCCUGGACGGGGAAAGAGAGGUAAAGCAGUCGCGGAAGUGAAGGAGGAGGAGGAAGAGGUGAAACCAGCGUCCAGAUCACGUCGGACAUCUGCCAAGCCCCCUUCCUCGAGAGCAACUACGCGCGCAAGUCGGAAACCUGUGCAACUUGAGAGUGACGUCGAAGAAGUUAUCCCUCCCUCGGAAGACGACUCGGAUGACGAUGUUCUUCCUGUCCCAAAGGGUCGAAAGCAAACUGCUGGGAAGUCCCAAUCCAGACGUGGCCGACCUCGUCAAUCGUCUGGAAAUGCACCCAGUGAUCAGGAGGAGCCCACUGCUCAACAGUCAAAUGCCGAUGAUGCAGGCGAUGCAUCAACUCCUCGACCACGGAAUUCUUUCCCCAGUACUCACACCCGGAAGCUCUCGCACUCGGCAUCUCGUGGUUAUGAUGGCGACGAUUUGGAUGGAUUUGACCAGACGUUUAAAGGAUCGCCGAUGCGUUCUAGACGACAGGACGCGAAGGGCAAUCCUCCAAGUCAAUCAACCAAGCGUGCCGCACUAGCCAUACAAAUAUCCCCCGCCGAGGAGCCCAGCGGACCAAGGUCCCGCUUGGUGAUCCACAAGAUGGCGUUGGUUAACUUCAAGAGUUACGCAGGCCGUCAGGAAAUCGGGCCCUUCCACAAGUCUUUUUCUGCAAUCGUAGGUCCGAACGGUUCGGGCAAGUCGAACACCAUCGAUGCUCUGUUGUUCGUGUUUGGAUACCGUGCAUCAAAGAUGCGACAAGGUAAACUCUCAGAGCUGAUUCAUAACUCGGCGCGAUAUCCGGACCUUGAUGAGUGUAGCGUGGAAGUUCACUUCCGUGAUAUCAUUGAUUUGCCUGGACCGGAUGCAUACAAAGUUGUGCCAGAUUCCAACCUUGUCGUGGCACGGAUUGCAAACAAAAACAACCAAAGCAAGUAUACCAUCAACGGCCGUCAUAGUAGCUUCACAGAAGUGCAAGCGCUGCUGAAGGGGCGCGGGAUUGAUCUUGACCACAAGCGGUUCCUUAUCCUUCAGGGGGAAGUCGAAUCCAUUGCACAGAUGAAACCCAAAGCACAGAACGAGCAUGAGGAUGGAUUACUCGAAUACCUCGAAGACAUCAUUGGUACAUCAGCAUACAAAGCCCCAAUCGAAGAAGCUCUCGCGGCUAUGGAAGCUCUUUCGGAGGAUCGUGCAGAGAAACUGAAUCGCCUACGCAUUGUAGAGCGCGAGAAGAGUGCGCUGGAAGCACAGAGGCGCGAGGCUCUCGAUUAUCUGCGUUUAUACAACGACUCGGUUCGCGCAAAAAGUCGACUGUGGCAAUGGUAUCUGUGGAAAUGUCUAGACAACGAAGAGAAAUAUAAUGAGCAGAUUGAACGGAUCGAAAAGGAGCUCGCGACUGAACGGGAGCAAAAUAAAGGUGACAUAGAGCAUCUGAACAUGCUCGAACAGCACUUCGUCGACCGACAGAAGGCGUAUGAGGAAGUCAAAGCUGCUGCCGAAGAAGCCAUCAAGGAUCAAACUGCCCAUGAAAAGCAGGUUGUUAGUUUGGAGGAGCGGCGGAAACAUACGAGUACAAAGGCCAAGAAGUUGAAGAAGUCUUUGCAAGAUGACGAGCAUGCUCAAACUGAGGCUCAACGGACCAUCAAAGAAUACAAGACGCAGGUAUUCCACGACCAAAUUGAAAUCAAGCAGAAAGAACUGCAACCAUGGACCGCCAAGAUCAAUGCAAAGAAAGCUAGCAUCGACGUGGCUACGAGCGAGCGGGAGGCUCUACUCAAGAAGGUUACCGGUCUCAAGGACGCAGUUAAAGAUGCGGAGGCUGACCUAGAGACUAAGCGAGCGAAUCUGGAGGAGAAGGCUGCCAUGCAGGGCGAGCUACAGGCUCAUGCCAAGACGUUCAGGGAUGCACAAGCUCGUGUGCAAGAACUACGAUCUAAGGCGAAUUCCCUUCGUCAAAGAACGGAUGAUGCGAGAGCAUCGCAAGCAGCUAACACAUCCCAGAACCGAGUACUUGAUCAUCUUACUCGACUUAAGCAAACAGGACGCAUCGACGGUUUUCACGGACGACUAGGUAGCCUCGGAACUAUCCCUGACAAAUACGAUGUUGCGGUGUCCACGGCGUGCGGUGCCCUCCAUAACAUGGUCGUAGAUACCGUCGAGCAAGGUCAAGCAUGCAUCAAUUCCCUGCGCACACAGAACGUGGGACGGGCAUCAUUCAUGGUGCUUGAAAAGCUCGCUACAGACAAGGUGAACCGAAAGGAUAUCCACGCCCGAGAAUGUACCGCGUCUGUUCGACUUGAUCACACCCAAGGAACCCAAGUUUACCCCGGCGUUCUACAAAGCUGUCGGAACACGCUUGUUGCGAAUGACCUCGACCAGGCGAACAGGAUAGCGUUUGGUGGUGCGAAGCGCUGGCGCGUGGUCACACUUGCUGGUCAACUUAUAGAUGCCUCGGGUACAAUGUCCGGUGGAGGAACCCACGUUGCACGCGGUGGAAUGAGCUCGAAGCUUGCCCCAGAAACAGUGAGGCCGGAGGUGCUGCGUGCCUGGGAACAAGAGAGUGAAGAAGCCGCGCGUAGCCUGGAAGAAGCACAGAAGGACCUACGUUCGCUAGAAGCAGAGGCGGAGCGGUUGACGCAGGCUGGGCCGAAACUUGAUAUGGACAUCGAGAAGUCGUCGCUCGAUAUCAAGAAUGGUCGCAAGCGUGUCGAAGAAGCGGAGCAACGUGUUCGUGAUCUGAACCCUGACGCACGGGACGUGGCACGCAUCGAUGCGCUGGAGAGGGAAAUUAGCUCGAGUACCAAGGAAUUCGAACAGCUGCAGGCAAAGUCUGGAACUAUCGAGUCAGCCAUCAAAGACCUCGAGAAGAAAAUCCUCGAAAUUGGAGGCUCAAGACUUCUGAAACAAAAGUCGACGGUCGAUGGGAUCAAGCUGCACAUCAACCUUGCCAACGACGAGAUUACGAAAGCUGAGGUUGCGAAAGCAAAAGCUGAGAAGGAUGAACUAGACGAACUGACCCAGCAGCUCGCUGAGGUCGCUGAGUAUUUAACAGAACUCAAGUCCAAGGAACAUUCGAAGGAUGAUCUAGAGGACCUUAAGACUCAGCUGGAGACGAAACGGGAAGAAAUAAAAAAGUUUAGGGAGAAGGAGAUGGAAUUGAAUCAGAGUCUGAAUGACGUCAAGAAGGAAGCUGCAGCUAACGAAGAAGCGCUCAAUCACUGGCAAACCGAGCACGAUAAACUUAAAAUCGAAGAGAUUGAUGACGAUGAUGAGGACGACGAAGAGGCAGAAGCCGACGCCGAAGGUCAAGAAACUGCGGCAGCCGAAAAUGCGGAACCGAAGGAACCUCAAGUAAAGGAUGAACCUGAGGAACACGCACCACCACCUCCGAAGAAAUCGCGGCAACGGCAAUCUUCCACAGAGCUGCAUAUUUACAGUUCCCCCGAACUAGCCCAGUUCAGGAGGCGUGACCUGGUUGCAGACUCCGAGUACCUAGACGAAAAAAUAAAGAAUGCAAAGCCAAACCUCGGAGUGCUGAAAGACUACAAGAAGCGCGAAGAGGAGUUCAUGAGACGUGCCAAGGAUCUUGAGCAGAUCACGGAAGCUCGUGACGCGCAAAAGCUUAAGUACGAUACUCUUCGGAAACAGCGUCUGGACGAAUUCAUGGCUGGCUUCAAUUUGAUCUCGCUUAAACUGAAAGAGAUGUAUCAGAUGAUUACACUGGGUGGCAAUGCCGAGCUUGAGCUGGUGGAUAGUAUGGACCCCUUCUCGGAAGGCAUUAUAUUUAGUGUUAUGCCCCCUAAAAAGAGUUGGAAAAACAUCUCAAAUCUCUCGGGUGGCGAGAAGACACUGAGUUCUUUGGCACUCGUAUUCGCUCUGCACGUAUUCAAACCAACCCCGUUGUAUUUCAUGGACGAGAUUGAUGCUGCCCUCGACUUCCGGAAUGUGUCGAUCGUUGCCAAUUAUAUCAAAGACCGGACGAAGAACGCUCAGUUUAUCAUCAUCUCACUGCGGAACGACAUGUUCGAGCUGAGCCAUCGUCUGAUCGGAAUCUACAAGACUGCAAACGCAACACAAAGUAUCGCCAUAGACAACCAAGCUCUUACUGUCGUCCGGCCGCCAAUGGCAGCCGCAUGAAGUUACUUACUUCUCCUUCAUUGCUUCCCUAUUUACAUAGUCCAGACUGCAUGUAGUGUCGUGAUUCCCUGUACACCUAAGAAAUGUCGUG
Pisolithus orientalis is the source of this 4657-nucleotide messenger RNA. Its product is annotated as RecF/RecN/SMC N terminal domain-containing protein. Bases 109 to 4566 code for a protein of 1485 amino acids. Lineage: Eukaryota; Fungi; Basidiomycota; Agaricomycetes; Boletales; Pisolithaceae. Gene Ontology annotation, molecular function: protein binding; ATP binding. The transcript has 24 exons. The record is from RefSeq and is a predicted model, not a curated record. Gene Ontology annotation, cellular component: chromosome. Gene Ontology annotation, biological process: mitotic chromosome condensation.